GUCUUUAGGCUGGGUUCACGGCAUAAACUAUUGUCUGCGAGUGGCUUAGGAGGCAGAUUCAGAGCGCGCACUGCACGGGUUUAUGGAGACAAAGGAGGGAAGAAGCAUGUCCCGUCUGUCUCUAACACGAUCCCCAGUUUCUCCUCUGGCUGCCCAAGGAAUUCCUCUCCCAGCCCAGCUCACCAAGUCGAAUGCCCCCGUGCACAUCGACGUAGGAGGACACAUGUACACCAGCAGCCUGGCCACCUUGACAAAGUAUCCCGAUUCCAGAAUAAGUCGUCUGUUUAAUGGCACAGAGCCUAUUGUCUUGGACAGUUUAAAACAACAUUAUUUCAUUGAUCGAGAUGGUGAAAUUUUCAGAUAUAUAUUAAGCUUCCUAAGGACAUCUAAACUACUGCUCCCCGAUGACUUUAAGGACUUUAAUCGUUUAUAUGAAGAAGCAAAGUAUUACCAGCUGCAGCCAAUGAUUAAGGAACUUGAGCGAUGGAAACAAGAGAAAGAACAAAGGAAACAUUUCCAGCCUUGUGACUGCUUGGUCGUAAGAGUGACUCCAGAUCUGGGGGAAAGAAUUGCAUUGAGCGGGGAGAAAGCUUUAAUAGAGGAGAUCUUCCCUGAGACCGGGGAUGUCAUGUGCAACUCUGUAAACGCAGGUUGGAACCAAGACCCUACCCAUGUUAUUAGGUUUCCUUUGAAUGGAUACUGCCGGUUGAAUUCAGUGCAGGUGCUUGAAAGAUUAUUUCAGAAGGGAUUUAACGUGGCAGCUUCAUGUGGUGGUGGGGUGGAUUCCUCUCAGUUCAGCGAAUACGUGCUGUGUCGCGAGGACAGACGACCACAACCUACUCCAACGAUCAGAAUAAAACAGGAGCCCCUGGACUAGAACCCGCCCUUGCUCCUUUGUAACCGUAGAAGUGUUUAAUGGUCCCUUAUGUGAAACACUAAGGAUUUGCAAAACAGUAUUAGCAAACAGAUUUUGACUUUAUGUUGCCAGUUAGUGGUAUUCUGAAACUACCUGUCACAUAGCCAGCCAUGAAAUGCAUUCGAAAAACCAGUUGUCCGUUUUUCACGAUGAAAUCACUGAGCAUGCUCAGCGCACCAGGCUUUUGGGAACAUACUUGCAGCUCAACAGCUGUGGUGGUGGCAAAGGCAAAGCUUCAAUGAGAUCCUGACCCGAGCCAGGAUUUCUGCAGAAAGACCAAUUAAAGCAAUUUGAAUUUGGCAGGAAGAGAACCGAUUCUGACAGCCUUUCCAGCGACAGCCCGCCCCCACAACCGCUGCUGACCACAGGGAAGCGGGGGCCACCCAAAGGAAGAGGAGACGCUAAAAACUGCACCGAGUAUCUUCCCUGCCUGCACACCUUUCAUGUCAAAUGUGCUUUACACCUCCAUACGUUGCAUUACACUUCUGUGAUUGUACUCAUUCAUGCUAGCAAAUGGCUUAUUUUUAUACAGCAUUUCCAACUGAAAUAUUCUCUGUGGACAGAAUCCAGAAUCAGAAAAGGACCGAUUUAUAGUCAACUGGUGCUCAGUACUUUAAAAAACAAACAAACAAAAAAAGCAACAAAAAUUUGACAAGGCCAGUUACGGCCAGUACUUGCAAAAGUAGGGAUCUGGAAGCACAAAAUAAAACUCCAUCUACCGUCAUCCAAGGGCCACAUACCUAACACGGAGCCGUAGUUCUCUUAAAGCCAGUCUCGUUUUGACUCAGAAGUUGUAAGUUCUGCAUCAUCUAAGCAGCGUGGUUCUGCCAAGCAAGCUCUGUUACCCCUUGUUGUUCACUUGCUAACCAUGUUAUAAGCCCACGUUUAGGAGGAGAUGUUAAGGAUUUUGGACAACGCUACUCUUUAUGGGUCUGGAAAUUUAUAGAAAGCUGUUAAAACCGCCUCCCUUCCAUUGUCUGAUGAAAGCAGGCCACGUUUUUGUUUGGAUUGUUUUUCCUCUGUUAUUUUAAACUAGUAUUAAAAUACUGAUUCUGUAGCUGCCCUCUACCUGUGUAAUUUUCUCUUUAAAGAAGCCUAAUGUCUGCAGGAGGUUACUGUUCCUUUCAUGAAUCAGUAUUGACUCUUCUGACUUGCAGGGCUUCCUAACUCAGGAGACAGCACCACGUUUGCAGGUGCAAGGUUAUAAAUAGCAUUCUGCUAAAUCCUGUUUAUUGCUGUUUAGCAUGAUUGGGUCCUCGAUAACUAAUUCAUAGUGUUAAUCACAGUUUAGUUUCUCCCACAUUAAUUUAUAGAAUACCAUUGUAGAUGCUGAAUUUUAACUAAACUCUUCUUAGAUGCUUAAAUAUGGCCAUAGAGAACAAGGGACCGAGUAUUAAAUGGUCAGCAAUUCUUAAAUACCAAAUCAUUACAAUCAGGCAAAAAUAAAAAUUCAAGUUUAAGAUUAGUACUGUCAAAAGUGAUGAGCUGUCCUGACUAUCCAACGUACAGUCUACGCAGAGGUCUAAUUUUUGGAAAAGCGCUGGAUACCUGCCAUGGAAAGUCAGACCUCCACAGGUCUGCUCAUCUUGGAUACCCAAAUUACAAAUCGCUCAUGAAAAUUUUAGCCUCUUGGCCUGCUAAUUUAGCAGAACAGUUGAGCAAAUCUGUCUACUUCAAAAGAGUUGUAAAGUUAUUUUAUUUUGUGGUUUUAUACUUGUAUGACACUCUAAAGUUGCUAGGGAUGGCCAUAUUUGAAUAUAUGGCACAGCAUUCACCUUUGUAUGUAAGAUAUCUGUAGAAUUGUAUAUUAUACAUUUAAUAUUGUAAAGAACUUAACGUAUAAUUGUCAUGUAUUUGUGUAUGCACAUUUCUUAUACAGUACUUCAUGCCAUAAACAUUUCUGUAAAGUAAAGGAUCAAAAAUAAGCAAGUAGGGUGGAACACUCACUGCGUCUUCCCUGGCGUUUGAGAGAGGCAAGAAGUUGUGGCUGCGUCUCCUCUGGCCUUCUGCUCCAGUCAGCUCGAUGUAGCCACGUCUUA
Struthio camelus australis is the source of this 2955-nucleotide messenger RNA. NCBI's taxonomy places the organism in Eukaryota, Metazoa, Chordata, Aves, Struthioniformes, Struthionidae. The record is from RefSeq and is a predicted model, not a curated record.